Messenger RNA from Mytilinidion resinicola, 810 nucleotides. RefSeq lists its product as uncharacterized. The coding region runs from base 1 to 810 and encodes 269 amino acids. The transcript has 4 exons. Gene Ontology annotation, molecular function: protein binding. Lineage: Eukaryota; Fungi; Ascomycota; Dothideomycetes; Mytilinidiales; Mytilinidiaceae. The record is from RefSeq and is a predicted model, not a curated record.
AUGGGAGUUUAUGCCGACCUGUCACUUGCUGUCCUAGAUAACGUACCCUCCGAGACAUUCAGAGAAGAUGAAGGCCUCAACCGCAUGCUCUCUCAGACCUACCAAUACAUCGCCGUCUCACGCAUUUACACUGCCAGUCCAGGCGCUUUGGAUCAUUUCAAGAUCAUAACCGAUCUCAUCUCUGCGAUGGCGCUAAUGCGAGAUCCUGGCAAAGAGGAGGAGGCAGUUUCGGAUUGGACCAGAUCUUAUGAGGCGUUUGGAGGUAUCCCUGGCAGUACCUUGAUUGAACAAGAGUGGCCUGCCGUGCAUUUGGCAUUGAUUUACGCUCUGAGGAAGGAUCCGGCUGAUUGGCAAAAGGGGGAAGAUAUUCUCUUACCAGUAUUGAAGGCGCGAGAGCAGAAAUUCGGCAAGGAUUCCAACUUGUCCAUAGUGUCGGGCAAAGUCUUGCACGUGCUUGGAGACCUUCGGCGCUCGCAGGGUAACCUAAACGAGGCCUUGGAUCUUUUCCAGCGAGCUCUAGGAAUCUUUCGCGCCACCAUCGGUAAUAACCAUUACAUCACCGCCGAUUCAUGCUACCGAUUUGCAGAGCAGCUUAUCAGAACAGGAAAGAAAGAUGAGGCAAAUCGCCUCCUUGAACCGAGUCUUAAGAUUUAUGGGGAUACCCCUUGGUAUAAACCCCAGGCAUCUCGUUCAGCGUUCAUGAAAGGCAAACUUCUGAAGAGUAUGGGCAAUGACGUUGAAGGUGAUGCACAAUUACAGAGAGCAAUGACACUGAGGAAGGAGAUUGUGCCAGACGAUCACAGGAGUUAG